CUUGAUUAAAGAGACUGGAGGCGGCCGGGCCCAGGGCUGAGCAAGACACCGGCGGGACACUUUUUUGUAUAUAAAAGCACACAUAUGCGAGAAAAAAAAUCCAAAAAAUAUACACAAUUACAAACAAAGACUCACGUAUUAAAAUCCAUCUUUGAAAUUCAAGUACAUAUUUUAAAAAACAAGGAAACAUGGCCGAGACAACCGCUACCUCUACUAAAGUCUCUCCAUUAGAAUCAGAGCUCUACUUCCUAAUCGCUCGCUUUCUCUCGGCCGGUCCUUGCCGAAAGUCGGCGGAGGUCUUGGUGCGAGAGCUGGAGGAAAAAGAGCUGCUCCCAAAGCGUCUUGACUGGGAAGGUAACGAGCACCACAGAAGCUAUGAAAACUUUGUUUUAUCAAAUCGCCAUGUGCCCCCUGAUUAUCUGUUGCGGAUAUGCCAACGAAUUGGCACAUUGCUGGAUAAGGAAAUUCCUCCAAGUGUGUCUGGAGUACAGUCCCUUCUUGGAGCUGGGCGACAAUCGCUACUUCGAACUGCAAAAGAUUGUAAACAGAUAGUAUGGAGAGGCUCAGCUUUUGCAACUCUUCACAGAGGGAGACCACCAGAAAUGCCUAUUCGUUAUGGGAAUCCACCUAGCGUUGUGGAAAAUGUCCGUGGCAGACAGAUGACAGGAAGUGGACGCUUUGGUUCAGUUUUUCCAACCAGCACAUAUCAGCAUAUAAAGAUGCAUCGCAGGAUACUUGGACAUCUGUCUUCUGUGUAUUGUGUUGCUUUUGAUCGCACAGGUCACAGGAUCUUUACAGGCUCUGACGAUUGUCUCGUGAAGAUUUGGGCCACACACACUGGCCGAUUACUCUCCACCUUGCGUGGCCACUCCACUGAAAUUUCUGAUAUGGCUGUGAAUUACGAGAACUCUAUGUUAGCUGCUGGCAGUUGUGACAAACUUAUUCGUGUUUGGUGCUUGAGAACCUGCGCCCCAGUGGCUGUGCUACAAGGUCACACAGGAUCCAUUACCUCCUUGCAGUUUGGUCCAAUGAGUAAAGGUUCAGUUCGAUACAUGGCUUCUACCGGGUCUGAUGGGAGCGUUUGUUUUUGGCAGUGGGAUCCAGAUACGCUGAAGUUCAAGAAUCAGCCAUUGAAGUUUACUGAGCGGUCCAGACCAGGUUCUCCAAUGAUUUGCUCCUCAUUUAGUGUUGGUGGCAUGUUUCUAGCAGCAGGCAGCAGUGAUCAUGUGAUCCGUAUAUAUUAUCUGGGAUCUGGAACCCCUGAGAAGAUUUCAGAAUUAGAAUCUCACAUGGAUAAAGUAGACAGUAUUCAGUUCUCCAACAAUGGUGAUAGAUUGGUCAGUGGUAGCAGAGAUGGAACAGCACGGAUCUGGCGUUACCAGUACCAGGAGUGGAAAAGUAUCUUGCUGGAUAUGAGUGCCAAAUUGCCAGGUGACACUAGUCCAGGAGAUGAUAAGAUCACAAAACUUAAAGUAACAAUGGUAGCAUGGGACCGUCACGACAAUACUGUAAUCACUGCUGUGAACAACCAUACUUUAAAGGUGUGGAAUUCCUAUACUGGGCAAUUACUGCAUAUCCUAAUGGGUCAUGAAGACGAAGUGUUCGUUUUGGAACCACAUCCGUUUGACUCGAGAAUAAUUUUGUCUGCAGGCCAUGAUGGAAAUGUCUUUAUUUGGGAUAUUACAAAAGGAACAAAAUCUCACCAUUACUUUAACAUGAUUGAAGGCCAAGGUCAUGGUGCUGUAUUUGACUGCAAGUUUUCUCCAGAUGGCCAGCAUUUUGCUUGCACUGACUCACAUGGACAUUUGCUUAUAUUUGGGUUUGGAUGCAGUAAAUUGUAUGAAAGGAUUCCGGAACAGAUGUUUUUCCAUACUGAUUAUCGGCCUUUAAUUCGAGAUGGGAACAAUUUUGUCUUGGAUGAACAGACUCAACAAGCUCCCCAUCUCAUGCCACCACCAUUUCUUGUGGAUGUGGAUGGGAAUCCUCAUCGAACAGAAUAUCAGCGAUUAGUGCCAGGUCGUGAGAACUGUCAAGAUGAACAGCUCAUACCACAGUUAGGAUACGUGGCAACAAGUGAUGGUGGUGUUGUUGAGCAAGUGAUUGGGCAGCAGACAAAUGAACAAGAUGAACAGAACAUGGAGCUCAGUGUUCUGGAUGGCAUGAUUCAAAAUUUGCAACAGGAGCAAGACCAGCGGUUGGGAACUGAACAAAAUGGAUUGAAUAGUCCACACCACAGAGUUAGCAUACCUGCAAGAGCUGUAAGGAAUCCGAGCACUGAUAUUUUAUCAUCACCAAAUGUGGGAUUACGUCGCAGUGGGCAGAUUGAAGGUGUUCGUCAGAUGCAUCACAAUGCUCCCCGUAGUCAAAUAGCUACAGAAAGAGACAUCAUGGCCUGGAAACGAAGAGUGGUGGUACCAGAAAUACCAUCUUGUGUGUACAGUUUGCAGGAAGAUUUUAGGAUUGCCAAAAGUGAAGAGGAAAUUGCCUUGUAUGCAAGAGAGAAGAAAAGGCGACCAAUGUACUCUGCACAAAGGAAUGAUUCCUUGGAUUCAUCUGAACAUAUGAAAAGAAAAAUGAGGGGACGCCGUUGUGGGCCACGUAAAUAUCGAACACGGGCUGCCGUUGAAGAAUUGGCUCAGUUUUUCCAUGAAGAAGCAGAAGAGGUUAGCUCAGAUGAGGAAAGUAAUUCACUAGAGGGUAGUGGAGGCUCUUCAGAGGAGUGGCAGAGCGAAGGUAACAGCGCAAGUGAUUCUUCAAGUGAUUAUUCAGACUGGACAGCAAACGCAGGAAAUAAUCUUCAACCACCCAAAAGACAAAGCAGACGGCGAGCUCCACGCAUACUGAGCAGCUCAGAAGAUGAACACGAUGAUAAAAGUAAAAAACCUUGGAAUGAAAAGCUAAAGAAACCCAAAGGAAGACCACGAAAGAAGCCAAACCUUCCAACUGGUGAUAGUUCAAUGUUGGAGGAAUGGCAACCGCCAAAAUGGAUUACUGACACUGUGCCACGCAGGUCGCCUUAUGUUCCACAAAUGGGUGAUGAGGUUGUUUACUUCCGGCAAGGCCAUGAAGCUUAUGUUGAAGCUGUUAAAAAGGCCAAAAUAUACACCAUUAGUAAACUCAAGCAGCCAUGGCGCAAGAUGGAACUUAGGGACCAAGAAUUUUUAAAAAUAGUUGGUCUAAAAUAUGAAGUUGGCCCUCCUACACUGUGCUGCCUCAAGCUUGCCUUCAUCGAUCAUGAUACAGGCAAAAUCAUGAAUAAGUCAUUUUCAGUAAAGUAUCAUGACAUGCCGGAUGUGAUUGAUUUUCUUAUUUUACGUCAAUUUUAUGACGAAGCCAGAAAUAGGAAUUGGAAAGCUAAUGACAAGUUCCGAUCUAUAAUAGAUGAUGUUUGGUGGUUUGGGACAGCAUUGACUCAGGAGCCAUUCCAGGCAGCAUAUCCAGAUAGCCAUUUUCAGUGUUACACUGUUUGCUGGGAGAAUAACGAAAUUGAGAGGCUGAGUCCUUGGGAUAUGGAACCCAUUUCUGAAAAUGCCCAAUUUCCUGAAGACCCAAGUGCUGGUGUUUCUGUUACAACAGAUGAGCUAGAAGCUCUGCUCUACAAACCUCAAGAAGGGGAGUGGGGUGAAAGAACAAGAGAUGAAGAAUGUGAUCGUAUUGUUAGGGGCAUUGAAGACGUUCUGACACUUGAUAUAGCAACUCCCUUUAAGGAUCCUGUGGACCUUCGUGAAUAUCCUGCAUACUGUAUGGUGGUUUCUUACCUCACUGACAUCAACACUAUCAGAAUGAGAUUGCAAAAUAGGUUUUACAGGAGGAUCACUGCUCUUGUGUGGGAGGUGAGAUACGUAGAGCACAAUGCACAAACUUUCAAUGAACCAGAUAGCCCUAUUGUUAAAUCAGCCAGAAGAAUCACUGAUCUAAUCCUUAAGUUCAUUGAGGAUAAAGAUUGUUAUGAUAUUUUUGAGAUUUGGCAUACUAUGGAGAACUGUUCACUGGACUCUGAAGAAGAGGAUGAGGGUGAUAAUACAGCCAUUGUUGCAGGAACAUCUACUCAGAGAAAUCACCCAAGGCAUGAAUUAGAUGGGAACAUGAUCUGUGAUGUCAAUGCAUGGAAAGCUCAGUGCAGAGAGCUGGUGGAAGUCCUGUUUCAGUGUGAAGAUUCCGAACCAUUCAGGCAGCCUGUGGACCUCGCUGAAUAUCCAGAUUACAGGAGUAUUAUACACACUCCAAUGGACUUGGAAACUGUAAAAGAAGCAUUAGAAACUUACGAAAGUCCUGUAGAUCUUUCCAAAGAUGUGCGAUUAAUCUUCAGCAAUGCUAAGGCUUAUUCCCCAAACAAAAAGUCUAAGAUAUAUAGCAUGACUCUGAGAUUGUCUGCAUUUUUUGAGAACCAAAUUCGAAACAUCAUCUCUGAUUAUAAAACUGCUCAAAACUACAAUAAAAGGAAUCAGCACAAAUGGAGAUGCAAGAAACGUAUACACAGUUCCGAUGCCUCCAGGUCAAGCAGCAGAACCUCCAGUCCAGAGCGAAAACGGAAACCAAUGAAGCCUCAAGCAAAAGUCGAAUAUCUUUGCAAAAGGUCUACCUCAUUAAGUUCAUCUCACAACAGUACAAGUAGCACAGGUGAUAGUAGCUCCAGUGAUGCUUCUGAUCAUUCUUCUACAUCAUCCAGAGUGAGGAACACAAGGGCCAGGGCACCUGCCCUAACUGUAAAAAGAGAUAAAAAGGAUUUACCCAAUGGGUCAGUUGGAUCAACGACAGGAAGUGGGGACUCCAGUGAAAGUUCUACUGAAGCGAAUAAUUGUACUCUGAAAUCUUCAACCUCUUCUCCAAAUGAUACUUGGACAGAAAGUGCGGCAGGAAGCAGCAGGACCGUAAGAAAGUGCACCUUACCUAAAGACACAAUAGAAACAGACGCUAGUGGUACUCGGAUAAAUGGACACAGCAGAAAAUUGGUUCGGCAGACCACUGCAGCUAAGAAACGCAAGAUCUUGAGUGAUUCAGAGGAAGAAGACACAGAGCCAGAGAGGGAUCAUGCGUUAUUCGGUGGUGUUAAGAGAAGAAAAAAUGUCAAUAUUUUGGAAGAUGAUGACUCGCUGCCUGACAGCCAGCAACAGCAGGAAAUGGUUCGCAGCAAAUGUAGCUCUAGUAGUUCUAGUACUGGUUCUAGAUCUGAAGGCAGCUCGAGCUCCAGUUCUGAAUCAAAAUCAAAGACGGACUCUGAAUCUGGAUCUAUUUCUGAUUUGGAUAGCGAUUACAAUAUGAAAGCAAAGUCAAAAGUUAAAGCAAAGGUAAAACUGAAGAAAGGGAGACCCAGAAGAGUUAUAGGGAGAGGAAAAAACAAAGCUGUUAUGAAAAAAGGCACCAGCAGAUUAGAAUACAAGAAACAGAAAAAUAUUUUGGACAGCGAAGAGGGAGAAGAUGAUGAUGAUGACUCUGAUUACGUCAAAAAGGAUUGUUAUUGUAGACCAUCAGCAAUAAGGACCAGAAACCAAGGCAGAAGGACUGUAAGAUAUGAUGAUUGUGAUUCCGAUACAGAUGGUGUCUUACACAAUGAGGUUGCUAACCAUGGAAUAUCCAGGUCUGGACGGGUACGGAGGGUACCCAUGAGAGUGAGAGACUGAGAAGCAGCCAUUUAUUUGGCACUGAACCACUGUGAAUUUUUUUCUCUAGAAUUUCAGGGAUUAUAUUUAUAUUUUUCUGGAUUUAUUUUGUGGGGGAGGGGGAAAGCUGGCUGUUCAUGGACACAAAAUCAUGGUUGACACUGCAAGCAUUAAACAGCACAAGAUACUGCAACAGGACACCAGGCAACUCCAAUAAUGUCUGUGGACCAUGCUAGAAAAGACUCUGCAACUUGGCUUUGUCUCCUAUUAAGCACUACAACAAAAAUUAUUUAUUUUUACUUGCAUGUAUUUUAAGCCAACUGAGAGCAUAUUUGUCUCUUCAGUAGACAAAGCGGUUAUUUUUUUUUGCAUUAGGGUACUCGAUUAUUAAUCAGGAAAGGGCGUUUUGCAUUCAUCUCAAGGUUUGUUAUAAUGACUUCAUUAAUUGAAUUUAUAUUCAAGUCAAAUAUUUUUGUCUAAAAUGUGUACUUUAAUACCGACUUAGACUUAUUUUUGGAAGGAGAUGAGUUCAAAGGAAGGAAAUAGCUGCACUGUGGAAAGAGUGAAAAGAUGAGUUUCUUUGAAGUAGGUAUGCAAAAUUGGACAAAAGACUAUAACAUUAUCUUGAUCACAAUUUACCGUAUUUGAAUGAUUGAUAGAUUUAUCUGUUGGUAUUUUUUUAUUCUUUGAGUUCUGUCUGGUCAGCGGACAGGGUAAUUGCCUGUUUAAUUUUCAAAUUCCUGUGCUUGGCUAAAGGACAGAAUAAACCAAUGUUUACUGCUGGCCUUAAUGCAUAGACCAUAUAACAUAUUUUGAAAUUAGUGAGGUUGAGAGCAAAGAGAUGAUAAAUAUUUAUACUGUGCCAAUCUUAUGCAGAUUUGCAGAAUCUGAGCAAAUUUAUUUGGAAUAUGAGGGAUGGCUUGGAAUUAAAUUCAGGGAAAAAAGUUGUUAUAAGCAGAUAGAUUAGAAAAUGCAGGAGAAAACCUACUUGGAUGUACUAUGGUUCAAAAUUAAUUUUGCCUGUUUUCCUGGUAACCUUUUUGUUAAAAAAAUAAUCCAGCCUGCUUUCUUUAAUUAAAGUUGUUCGUGUCUCAACAUCUAUGCAAAUAUUCAAUGCUAGACAGAAGGUAGUAUUAAAUGGAGGCCUACAUUAAAGGCAAUUUCAAAAUAUUUCAAUAAACAAAAGGUGAUCGGA
Molecule: messenger RNA, 6795 nt
Organism: Leucoraja erinaceus (little skate)
Lineage: Eukaryota; Metazoa; Chordata; Chondrichthyes; Rajiformes; Rajidae
Product: bromodomain and WD repeat-containing protein 1-like
Exons: 40
Coding region: 189-5621 (1810 amino acids)
Biological process (GO): cytoskeleton organization; regulation of transcription by RNA polymerase II; regulation of cell shape
Cellular component (GO): nucleus
Molecular function (GO): protein binding
Source: RefSeq, a predicted model, not a curated record